GUGGCUGGAGCGAGCCUCGACAACUAGAGUUGCCACAAAAGCAUAAGGUUCAAUUCAGCUAGUACUUAUUCUCCAGAGGGCUUUGGCUUGGGUUUAAUUACCUCGUAUCCCAGCAUCUGCCGCUGUCCGGAAAAGUCAGCAAACCUCUCCAGUCCAUGCCCCUCUCGAGUCUCGACUUACAAGAAGAGAGAAAUUCUGGAAUCAACCCCGCCAAACCUUGAUGGUUGAGCAGGGUGGUCUGUGCUCACCCGGUCCCAGCAGUGUUCUGCCAAGCCAUCUGCGGCUGCCUUUUUAGCGGGUCCCUUUGUCAUCCAUGCCCGCUGCCAGCCGUCGCCAUUGAUCACUCCAAGUUCUUUGACAGAGGUUAACUUUUGGCAUUGACAACGAACAACCACCGACCACUACCCAAGUAUCGACGACCACUUCUCUCAUAUCCGCCGCCGACCGGGUUCAGCCAAGGAGUUUUCGAAGAUCGAUCGAUUUACGCCAGAAUCUCGCUGCCGAUUACUCCGUCGCGCCGCCAUCUUCAGUCGCGCUCUUGAUGACGACUUGAGCCAUCGAUUGCAUCUUUCUUUCGCGGGCCUCCUCCGUGCUACCAUCGGCGCAUUGACGCGCCUUCCAGUCGUCCACUCAUCCCAUCGACUUUCACAAGUCACCACACAAUGAGCGCGCCACAGCAGCAACCGCCUGGGCCUCCCCGUCCCCCAGGCGCUGCCCCAACUUUCAUCCGCCGCAAACCCAACACAGACCCCUUGAGAGCGAGAGUAAAACCCAGAGCCAAACCCCUCCACGCCUUACCCCCAAAGGGCAAAGAGGCCAAAAGGUUGGUCGACUCCUCCGGCGAGCUCGACAAGGAAAUCGAGAGAGAAUACGCCAGCAAGGUCGAGCAGCUGCGUCAACAGCGCGCACGGCAUGGUGGCUGGUCAGAUCAACCCACCGGCAGCAUCCAGGAGUUCCCUCUUGUCCUCACCAAGAAGGCUUUCCGCGAAGGAAUUCGCCACCAUGUCAUGCGGUUGCACAAGCAGAUGGGUGGAGCAGAAGUCGACAUUGAUUUGUUGAAUCAGGACCAAUUUCCCCGACCCGUCACAUUGCACCGUCGCGACCCGCGCCUUCCUCCCGCUUAUCGGAUGGCUAUGAAGCAAGACGAUGUCCCAAUGGACCCCGAGCAGCAAGCUGAGAUGGACCGCAUCCAAAAGAUGAAGGCUGACAAGGAGGCCCAACGGGCCCUUGAUCAAGCCCAGAUGGCCCCGGUCAUUAAGGACAACAACCCAAAGCCGAAGACAAACAACAAGAAGGAGAAAGCUUCCGCCUUUUACGGCAAGCACUCCGACGCCCACAAGAAGCAGUCCGGCCUGCGCUACGAGGAGACACUUCCAUGGCAUCUUGAGGAUGCCGAGGGCAAGGCCGGCGUGUGGGUUGGCUCUUAUGUGGCCGGUCUUUCAGACAGCAACGUCGCGUUCGUUAUUGACGGCGCGCGUUUCCGCAUGAUCCCCUUGGAGCGGUGGUACAAGUUUGACGAGAAGCCAAGAUUUGACACCCUCUCGCUCGAUGACGCUGAAAAGCUCAUGUACGAGGUCAAGGAGGUCAAGCGAUGGGUCAUGAAGGACAAGGAGAGAGAGGAAAGAUUGCGGGAGAAGCUGGAGACGAGAAUGUUCCUCAACGGCCCUACCAGGGUCAAGACUGAGAGCGCCACUUCUCGCGCCGCUCGUGGAUCCGAGAGACAGGAUGACUACGAGUUGGAUAUCUCUGGCGACGAAUUCCAAGAUGAUGACGAGACUCCUGGUUUUGAGGCGGAUGAUGAGGACGCCAAGGAGUCGAAGGAGCGUGUUCGCAAAGAACAGCUGGCUUCCAACUUGUUCGGUGAGGGUGAGGAAGACAAGGUUGAGAAAGAGGAGAGGGAGAGGCAAUUGGAGAAGCUGAAGAGAAAGAUGAUAGGAAAGCAGACGAUCAAGGGAUUGGUGAAACUGGAGAAGGCGAUGGACUACGACGACAUGUCCGAGAGCGACUCUAACAAUCCGUUUACGGACUCUUCGGAUUCCGAUGACUCCGACGAGGAAGAGAAGAAGGAAGAGGAGAAGAAGCCUGAACCUGUCACUUCGGGGUCUAAUACCAAGGGGAACACCACGCCUUCCAAGAGCGCAAUUGCCAAUAAGAAGGGCAAGUUGAAGCGGGCUGGUUCACCGGAGAUGUCGGAGUCGAGCGACAUCGAGACGGCCCGGAAGAAGAUGAAGACUGGCAAGGGGUCUAGCGUGCCGAGUCGGAUGGGCACUCCUAUUCCUGGCCGGCCGAAGGUCAUGCCGGGGGCUACGAGUGACGGGGAGGCUACCGGUGGGGAGGGGUCUGAUGGCGGUGCGAUGCUGAAGAAGAAGUUCAAGAUGAAGGCGCAGCGGCCUGGUGGGACGCCUUCUGGUUCGAGGGCGGGCAGUCCUGCUCCAGCCGGUCAAGCCUCCAAGACGGGCACCGCAACGCCCAGCGGCUCGCCGCCUCCGUCCUCGAAGCCGGUUGCUAAGAUCACGGCGCAGGAGUGCUACGAGGCGCUGGCCCGACACACGAACGGCAUCGCGCUCGUGCCGUUCAUGUCGCAGUUCAAGCACCGGAUUGACAAGCCGGGGUCUACUACGAGGCAGGAGUGGAUCCACAUGGUCAAGAGCUUUUCUGACUUUCAUCAUGAGACGAAGUUGCUCAAGGCGAAGCCGGGGUGGAGGCCUACUUAGGCAUUGUCGUUGAGUUUUUGUAUAACACUGUUGAGUUUGGGAGGGGAUAACGGCUUAGCACUAGUGAUCAUAAAAGGCAAGAUGCUGAUGAAAAUGGGAGGAUGUUUUUCUGCGGGUUAUGGAGGUUGUUAUGUAAGGUACUUGGGAUGAAUACUUUGGGGCCCGAAAUCUGGGCUGGAGGAGCUGGCUUGGGGCUAUCAGCGAGUUGUUUUUUUGUUUUUCCUUUUUUUUUUCUUUUUUUUUUUUCUUUUUACUCGCUUUGCUUUUCUCUAGAUCGAGGGAUAGGCAGAGAGGCCGAGCAAAUUAUUUUUGUAAAAUUGAAAGGAUGCUGG
Messenger RNA from Podospora pseudopauciseta, 3046 nucleotides. RefSeq names its product transcription factor IIF subunit tfg1 (gene TFG1). The transcript is spliced from 2 exons. Gene Ontology annotation, cellular component: nucleus; transcription factor TFIIF complex. Gene Ontology annotation, molecular function: DNA binding; TFIIF-class transcription factor complex binding; RNA polymerase II general transcription initiation factor activity. Lineage: Eukaryota; Fungi; Ascomycota; Sordariomycetes; Sordariales; Podosporaceae. Gene Ontology annotation, biological process: positive regulation of transcription elongation by RNA polymerase II; transcription initiation at RNA polymerase II promoter. The coding region runs from base 663 to 2714 and encodes 683 amino acids. The record is from RefSeq and is a predicted model, not a curated record.